GGCUGAGCGCCGCUUCCUCUUCAAGCUGGAUGCGUGCCUGCUCACCUAUGCUGCGCUAUCGUACUUCAGCAAGUACCUGGACCAGCAGAACAUAACGAACGCCUAUGUCUCGGGUAUGCAAGAAGAUCUCGGACUGUAAGAUGCGCCACUACCAGUGGAAGUACGCUGGCUUACCGAGGUGCAGGCAUGGGAACCAGCUCAACUACAUCACGACGGCUUGGACAUGCGGCUACGUCCUAGGACAAAUCCCAUCGAACAUGCUCAUCACGAGGAUACGACCCUCGAUAUGGAUACCCGCCAUGGAAGUGAUUUGGAGCGCGUUGACGAUGGUCCUAGCGAGCGCAAAGAACUUUGAGACGCUCAUCGUAGUGCGGUUCUUCGUUGGUCUUGCGGAGUCGACUUUCUAUCCUGCCAUCCAAUACGUCAUUGGCAGUUGGUAUAAGCCCGAGGAGCUAGGAAAACGCGCGUGCAUAUUCCAUACUGCAAGUGCAUUAGGACCUAUGUUCAGCGGCUUCCUACAGACAGGCGCAUACAACGGCCUGAAUGGCGUCCAUGGUCUUGCGGGCUGGAAAUGGCUUUUCAUCAUCGACGGGAUCAUCACGAUACCCAUCGCUUUGCUCGGAUUCUUGAUCAUGCCUGAUCUUCCUUCCAACACUCGUCCGUCGAUGUUCUACACCCAAGAACAGAUCGACAUCGGCAAGAAACGCAUGGCCGAUAUCGGAAGGAAGCCCCCUGCGCCGUUCACGCGGAAAAAGGUCAUCGGUUUCUUCACGACUUGGCAUAUCUGGACUCUCGUGCCGCUAUAUAUCCUGUUCAACAACGGAGGAGGCGCCGCUAACUCCAUGAUCUUUUGGCUGAAGAGCUUCAACACACGGGCCGGGCAUCAAGUGUACACUGUAGGGCAGAUCAACACUUAUCCGCUCGGGAUUCAGGCCACCCAGGUAGUCACUACGCUAAUCUACGCUUGGUGGUCGGAUAUCGUCGGAGCCAGGUGGCCCCCCAUGAUCUUCGCUGGAACAUGGAGCAUGAUCACAUGCAUAGUUCUCGCUGCAACACCUUUAUACACGCAUAUUACACGACGUUGGGUCUUCUACUACUUCACCGGAUGCAACGGGGGUCUAUCCGGUCUCAUCCUCGCAUGGGCAAACGAGUUGAACGGUCACGACAACGAAAAGAGGUCCUUCGUCGUGGCGAGCUGCAACAUGUUCGCAUACGUGAUGCAGGCAUGGUUGCCUAUUGUCAUCUUCCCGCAGGUCGAGCAGCCACGCGUGUUCAAAGGAAACGUCGCGACCGCAUGCAUCAACUUCUCCAUGAUGGUGUUCGCGAUGGCGACGUACUGGCUGUCGCGGCGGGACCAGCGCGCCGCGCGGAAGCACAGCGAGAGCAUCCCCGGAAGCGACGUCUCGGACGACAUCGUGCUCGAGGAUGAGCUCGACCCCGACCUCAAGAAGCCGAUCACGCCCGUGGAUUCCACAGUGCUGGCGACGCUCGAGCACCGGCACCCCGCAGGCCACGUUGCUGCAUGA
Trametes versicolor FP-101664 SS1 is the source of this 1526-nucleotide messenger RNA. Its product is annotated as MFS general substrate transporter. NCBI's taxonomy places the organism in Eukaryota, Fungi, Basidiomycota, Agaricomycetes, Polyporales, Polyporaceae. The transcript has 23 exons. The record is from RefSeq and is a predicted model, not a curated record. Gene Ontology annotation, biological process: transmembrane transport. Gene Ontology annotation, molecular function: transmembrane transporter activity. Bases 105 to 1526 code for a protein of 473 amino acids. Gene Ontology annotation, cellular component: membrane.